AUGGCCUACGACCGCUACAUUGCCAUCUGCAGACCCCUGCACUACGAGACCCUCAUGGGCGAGAGAGCUUGUGUCAAAAUGGCAGCAGCUGCCUGGGCCAGUGGUUUUCUCAAUGCAGUGGUGCCCACUGCAAAUGUGUUUUCAGUAACAUCCUGCCAAGGCAACGUGCUGGGCCAGUUCUUCUGUGAAAUUCCCCAGAUCCUUAAGCUUUCCUGCUCAGAAUCCUACCUCAGGGAAGUUGGGGUUAUUGUGGUUAGUCUUUCUUUAGUCGUUGGGUGUUUCAUUCUCAUUGUGCUGUCCUAUGUGCAGAUCUUCACAGUCAUGCUGAGGAUCCCCUCUGAGCAGGGACAGCACAAAGCCUUUUCCAUGUGCCUCCCUCACCUGUUCGUGCUCUCCAUGUUUUUCAGCACUGCAGUGUUUGCCUGCCUGAAGCCCCUCUCCAUCUCCUCCCCAGGUCUGGAUCCAGCACUGGCCGUGCUGUACUCAGUGCUGCCUCCAACACUGAAAUCCCUCAUCUACAGCAUGAGGAACAAGGAGCGCCAGGGCACACUGAAGAAACUGAUUCAACUGGUAGUAGUUCAGCAGCAAUAA
Dromaius novaehollandiae (emu) is the source of this 591-nucleotide messenger RNA. RefSeq names its product olfactory receptor 14A16-like. The record is from RefSeq and is a predicted model, not a curated record. Gene Ontology annotation, biological process: detection of chemical stimulus involved in sensory perception of smell; G protein-coupled receptor signaling pathway. Bases 1 to 591 code for a protein of 196 amino acids. The transcript has a single exon. NCBI's taxonomy places the organism in Eukaryota, Metazoa, Chordata, Aves, Casuariiformes, Dromaiidae. Gene Ontology annotation, cellular component: plasma membrane. Gene Ontology annotation, molecular function: olfactory receptor activity.